CUUCAAGAAAACUUUUCGGAAUCUUGCCCCCUCGGCGAAGGGUUUCGAAACGGCACUGCAUUUCAAGUGAGGUUUUCUUUUAACAGAUCUUGCUUCUUUCUGAGGUCGCUGGUUAAAAGUAUCGGGCUUUGUAAACCCUAAUACUACAAGAAAUGGACGGGCUUGUAUCUGCAGCAGAGUCUAUGGCUAUGGAGGAGGAGUCUGAGAAACCAUCGAUUGAAAGGGAAAGUAGCCUCGAACCUGACUCUAGUCCUCCUAGUCCGAAAGUAUCUGCUAAGUGGAAUCCAUCAGAAGCUUGCAGGCCCUCGGUUGAUGAUGCUCCCAUAUUCUAUCCCACUAAUGAGGAUUUCGAAGAUCCACUUGCUUACAUAGAGAAGUUGCGCACUAGAGCAGAAUCAUAUGGCAUAUGUAGAAUUGUGCCGCCUGUUGCAUGGAGUCCUCCCUGCCCUCUGAAGGAAAAACAAAUAUGGGAGAAAUCGAAAUUCCCCACACGGAUCCAGCUUAUUGACUUGCUUCAGAAUAGAGAACCAAUCAAGAAGUCUACCAAAGGCAAGAAGCGUAAACGGAGAGGAAUCCCUAAAACUGGAUACACAAGAAGAAGAAGGGAUUCAAGCUGUGAUACUGAUUCCUCUCAGGACGCUGAAGGAAAAUUUGGUUUUCAGACUGGGCCAGAAUUUACCCUGGAAGAAUUUCAGAAGCAUGAUGAAUUCUUUAAGGAGUCUUACUUUCAGGUAGAGGAUCAACCUGGUUCCAGAGCGUCUGAAAAAAAGAAAUUUAAACCCAAGGUAAAGGACAUCGAAGGUGAAUAUUGGCGGAUCGUUGAGCAAGCAACUGAUGAAGUAGAGGUGUACUAUGGAGCUGACUUGGAAACGAAGAAAUUUGGAAGUGGGUUCCCAAAGCAAUCACCAGGGUCUGCUAGAAGUUCUGAAGUAGAACAAUACUCUAAACAUGGUUGGAACCUAAACAAUUUAUCCCGUCUCCCCGGAUCUGUUUUAUCUUUUGAGAGCUGCGAUAUCUCAGGAGUUAUUGUGCCAUGGCUUUACGUUGGAAUGUGCUUUUCAACUUUUUGCUGGCAUGUUGAAGAUCAUCACUUAUAUUCCUUGAACUACUUGCACACGGGAGAUCCAAAGGUUUGGUAUGGGAUCCCUGGAAACCAUGCUGCGUCCUUUGAAAGCGCAAUGAAAAAGCAUCUUCCAGAUUUGUUUGAAGAACAGCCUGACUUGCUACAUCAACUGGUCACUCAGUUAUCUCCAAGUAUCUUAAAAACGGAGGGAGUACCUGUCUAUCGAGCUGUCCAGCGCAGUGGAGAAUUCAUCUUAACCUUCCCUAAGGCCUAUCACUCUGGGUUUAAUUGUGGUUUCAACUGUGCAGAAGCAGUAAAUGUUGCACCAGUUGAUUGGCUGGUUCAUGGACAGAAUGCAGUGGAAGGAUAUAGCCAGCAACGGCGAAAAAGCUCCUUGUCACAUGACAAGCUGCUUCUUGGAGCAGCUCUGGAAGCUAUCCAUUCCCUCUGGGAGCUGGCAGUUUCAAGGAAGAAGACUGCUGCGAUUGUGAGAUGGAAAAAGGUUUGUGGUGAGGAUGGAUUGCUUACGAAGGCAGUCAAGAAGCGGGUGGAGAUGGAGGAAGAAAGACUAAAACACCUUCCGGAUAGUUUUAGCUUGCUAAAGAUGGAGGGGGAUUUUGACAUUAAGAGAGAACGAGAGUGCUUCUUGUGCUUCUAUGAUUUGCAUAUGUCUGCUUCAAGCUGCAAGUGUUCCCCCAACCGAUUUUCAUGUCUUAAACACGCUAAGGAUCUGUGUUCAUGUGAAAGCCAGGAAAGAUUUGUCCUUCUUCGCCACACCAUGGUUGAGUUACGGUCUCUGGUCAGAGCUCUAGAAGGGGAUCUCGAUGCCAUAGAAGCAUGGGCACGUAAAGGCGGUGACCAAUAUCCUUUACAGCAUCCAAGAGCAAAAGAAGCCUUUGACCUCAAGGGUACCUCUUGUUCAAAGAGUCAUGGUUCAUCAAAAGCACAGCACCGAGACCAAAACAAUCUUCAGUUAGGCUCUGAAGGCUUACAAAGUGAUCUAGUCGUAAACAAGGACGUUCAGUUGAAACAAGAUGCUGAUCAAGAUGUACAUGGAAUCACCAGUAAGUCAGCUGUCACUGAUGUAGACCUUGCUGAGAUAGUUAAGUUUGAUGAGGAGAAGAUUUCGGUUGAGUCUCAAAACCCACAUUCUGUUUUAGAUGUAGGGUGUAGCGAGCCGGCGAAGAAACGUGAUGGUUGUUUAGAAGGGAAGGACCAAGAUGCUGCAACCAAUAGGUUAAGUCACUCUGUUGAGCUUUUGAAGUCUGGAUCUCUCGUUGUUAAAAAGCUGUGGUGCAGUAAGCAAGCCAUAUACCCAAAAGGAUUCAAGAGCCGUGUUAAGUUCUUAAGCGUGCUUGAUCCAACAAAACUAACAAACUACAUCUCAGAGGUUCUGGAUGCAGGGCUUCUUGGUCCAUUGUUCAGGGUCUCGCUAGAAGAAUGCCCCGGCGAGAAUUUCUCGAAUGUAUCAGCUGAGAAGUGCUGGGAAAUGGUGAUACAAAGACUCAAACUCGAAAUCAUCAAGAGGUGUGGUGAUCAACCAGUUAGCUCUUUGACCUCUUUACAGCCUUUGGAGAGUAUUAAUGGGCUUGCGAUGUUUGGAUUUCUCUCCCCGCACGUUAUUGAGGUGGUCGAGGCUCUUGAUCCAAAGCAUCAGUUGGAGGAGUAUUGGAACCAGAAAACAGCGAAAGUGUUUGGUUUUGAACUAACAAAGGAAGAAAAGGAGAUUACAGAGAAAGGAGGGGCUUCAGAUCCCUCUAUGGACCGGGACACAAGGCUUCUGCGUGGACUGUUGAAAAAGGCGACACCGGAAGAGCUUGCAAUGAUGCAUGGACUUCUGUGUGGUGAGACACGCAACACCGAGAUUCAGGAAGAGCUCUCUUCUUUGGUGGAUAAGAUGGAGAAAAGUCCUUGAUGAUGAGAAAGCAGGCACAUACACCCUAUUUGAAGUUGACUGUGUUGUUCCUUCGGUGUGUGUUCAAGCUUCAGUCAUUCUGUUGUAUUAGUGAAGAAAAACCUAGAUAGGUAAUACAAAAGUAGACAAAAGGUUACUUUGUUUAGGAUUGUUGAUUGUACUGCAUUUACUGUGUACCAUUGUUCUCCAUCUUAUUUGCUUGUACCAGCUUUAAUUGAAGAUAAUGAAAAUGCUUCUGUGACUAGU
Messenger RNA from Eutrema salsugineum, 3224 nucleotides. Its product is annotated as probable lysine-specific demethylase JMJ14. Gene Ontology annotation, biological process: chromatin remodeling. The coding region runs from base 153 to 2978 and encodes 941 amino acids. The transcript has 12 exons. The record is from RefSeq and is a predicted model, not a curated record. NCBI's taxonomy places the organism in Eukaryota, Viridiplantae, Streptophyta, Magnoliopsida, Brassicales, Brassicaceae. Gene Ontology annotation, molecular function: histone H3K4me/H3K4me2/H3K4me3 demethylase activity. Gene Ontology annotation, cellular component: nucleus.